Rhododendron vialii is the source of this 1835-nucleotide messenger RNA. RefSeq lists its product as uncharacterized. Lineage: Eukaryota; Viridiplantae; Streptophyta; Magnoliopsida; Ericales; Ericaceae. The coding region runs from base 165 to 1496 and encodes 443 amino acids. The transcript has a single exon. Gene Ontology annotation, cellular component: 90S preribosome. The record is from RefSeq and is a predicted model, not a curated record.
AAUAUUUAGUUAAUAUAGGUAAAGUGAUACCAGGGAAUAGUUGAAGAGGCCAAAAAACCCUAAUUUUCUGUUUUCCCGAUUUUGAGAGCCAAAACCCUAGAUUGAUUUGAUCCGUUUCCCCUGCUCUCUCUUCGUGCCUCUCUCUCUCUCUCUCUCUCCCUCUCAUGGCGGCGCCGGAGAUCACCGUUCCUUCACCGCCCACCUCCAUCACGUCCCGAGUCAGCCCAGAAACAGUCCAGAGGGCCGCAGCCGCCCUCCUCAAGUGGAGACUCUCCAAAUCCAAGACCCAAAAGCCUCAGCUCCUAGACCCAGCCGACGAAGAAUUCAUCUACCUAAUCCUAACCCUAAAAAAAAUCCCCACGAAGCCCCGCACCAACGCCCACCGCAUCCCCCUCCCCCACCCCCUCUUCUCCCCCGACACCUCCUCCUCACUCUGCCUCAUCGUCGACGACCGGCCCAACUCCAAGCUGACCUCGGAAGCCGCCAAGAAAAAACUCACUGAGGAAGGCAUACCGGUCGAUAAGGUCAUUAGGUUGUCGAAGUUGAAAUCCGAUUACAAACCCUAUGAGGCGAAAAGAAAGCUGUGCAAUUCGUAUGACUUGUUUUUCGCUGAUAAGCGCGUGAUUCCGUUGCUCCCUAGGCUGUUGGGGAAGCAGUUUUUCAAGAAGAAGAAGAUUCCGUUGCCGGUGGACUUGACUCAUAACAACUGGAAGGAGCAGAUUGAGAGGGCGUGUAGCUCGGGGCUGUUUUACUUGAGGACGGGGAGUUGUUGUGUGGUUAGGGUUGGGAAGGUGGCCAUGGGGGCGGGAGAGAUCACGGAGAAUGUGGUGGCGGCGAUUGAGGGGGUGGUGGAGGUUGUGCCGAAGAAGUGGGGCGGUGUGAGGUCGUUUCAUUUGAAGUUGGCGGAGUCGUUGGCAUUGCCAGUAUAUCAGGCGAUUCCGGAUACCAAGUUGAAGAUUGAAGGGGUGAAGGGAUUGGUUGAAGAGGGGAAAGGGGAGGUUGUUAAGGGGGUUGAGAAAUUGGGUAGGGAAGAUGGCGGGGCGAAGAAGACGGUGACAAAGAAGAAGGGGAGGAUUCAUGAAGUGAGGUAUAUGGAUGAGGAAUUGGGUGUUGAAGAUGAAGAUGAAGAUGAGUUUUUGGAUGAUGUGGAAGGUGUUGAGGGGGAGAUGAGUGAGGAUGAUGAUGCGGGUGGUUCUGAUUUUGGGGGUAAGAAGAGGAAGAAGAAGAUGGAAGAUUUAGUGAUUGGAGAGAAAAGAUUGAAGAAGUCUGCUUCUAAGGAGAAGAGUGAGUAUGAUGAUGUAGGUGGUUCGGAUUUUGGGGGUGUGAAGAGGAAGAAGGGAGAUUCAGUGAUUGGAGAGAAAAGGUUGAAGAAAUCUGCUUCUAAGGCAGAUAAGGGAGGAGAAUCUGGUGAGAAGGAAGAAAAGAAGAAGGGUAGAGUUGGGAAGUUAAAGGAUGGGCCAAGCAAGGUCAAGUACAAGAAAGAUAAGAAAAACUAGUGACCGGGUGAUUCAUUUCGCAUGCUCUCUGUCACUGGAAGCCGAUUUUAGUGAGAUUGUGUUUGAAUUUUGGUAGUUUAAUCUAUUUUCCAGUUUGGUUCAUUGUUAGUAGUAACUUGCGAGAGUUCACAUUUGCUGAUCAAGUUGUUUUGGUAUCAUGAUUUGGGAUGAACCUGUGGAACUUAGUUCCUUCAUCUUGAGUUUGUGCUUUUCUGUAUUCUUCAAUUUAGUGUUCAACUUAAUGCUUCAGCUAAGCCCGUGGAGGGAUAAUUCAAUUUCCCCAAAUAUUGUUUGAAAUUUUGACGUAUCAAUAUCCACUUUUGCUUAUUGGGUGUAAAA